AUGAAUUCAGUGGUUGUUGGCGUUGCCAGUACUACUGAUUCAGCAUCAUCGGCUGACGAUGAAGUCGACUCAAACUCGGCGUCUUCACCUUCAUCUUCAUUAACUUCGACAUCGUCAACUUCUACAACAUCCAUUCUCAUAAAUGAAAUCAAUAGUAAUCUAGUUCUAAGUGAUGAGAAUGGAAUAGAUGAUCAAGAUAUUGAUUUUGAUGAUAAUAAUAAUAAUAAUAGUAGUUAUAAUGAUAGUAGUAGUAAUAAUAAUAAUAAUAAUAAUAAUAAUAAUAAACAUUUAACAUUGAUAUCACUUCCAAUUGAAAUAAUAGAUAAGAUUCUUCAUCAUUUGAAUCAGUCGACACUCUCAAUUCUAUGUAUGGUAUCACACGAGUGGAAUAAGAUCAUCAAUGCACUCUGGCACACAAUCGAUCUUUCCAAAUCACAUCAUCACUUUACGCAUCUUAGUACAAAGAUGAAAAUGUCUAUACAAUCACUCAAGAGAAAGUCUGGAAAUAAAAACAACAACAAUCUACAAGAUAAUGAAGAGUUUCUGGAACAAACAACUAGCUCUUCAUCAUCGUUAUCGUCAUCGUCAUCAUCAUCUUCAAAUCAACAUAAAAAGAAAAUAUCAAGUUUAGAAUCGAUAGUAAACAAUCUGAUAUCAAACUAUGGAUUUUUAAUUCCUGGACUUGGCGCUGACAAGUCACCACCGAUCUUUCAGCGACACAAUAGGAAUCUGUUGAAAACAAAGGAUGCUCAAUUGAAUAUCUCCAAUCAGUUUGAUAUGCGCACCCAACAGUUCUUUGUCGAUAUGAGUCAGCGACGAAGCGUUUGCUCGUGUCAUCCAGAUGGCGACGAAACUUCGGUGUCUGUGUGUUGGCGAGAUGCCGCACGUCGGCGACCGGACUCUGCGCGCCGUCUGCGAAUUCACACCACAAAUGGAGUCGCUCGGACUCGGUCGUUGCUACAAGAUGACCGAUCAAUCGAUCGUAAGAAUGUCGAAUACACCGUCGAUUCGCGCCAAACUACGAAUCAUCGGACUGAAUCAUCUCACUCAUUUGUCGGACGCGGCAAUCCGCCAGUUUGGAACGAGCUCUCCGAUACGAUGGCAUCGAUUUUCAUGGCUUGUCCACACUUGGGAUCGAUCGAUGUCGGUGGUUGCGUGAACAUCGACGACACCGCUCUCGAAGCGAUCUCCAUCAACUGUCUGGAGCUGUUCCAACUCAAUAAGUAUUAUAUGCAAUCAAUUGUUCAAUCGAAUCAAUCAGAUUUAAAGACAAGAACCUUUUUCACACAUUUCAUUGAAAAAAUAAAUAUCUUAUCAAGAUUUGUCGAAUCAUCUAAAGUCAACUCAAUUCAAAAAUAA
This is a messenger RNA of Heterostelium album PN500, 1359 nucleotides long. Its product is annotated as F-box protein. Bases 1 to 1359 code for a protein of 452 amino acids. Lineage: Eukaryota; Evosea; Eumycetozoa; Acytosteliales; Acytosteliaceae. Gene Ontology annotation, molecular function: protein binding. The transcript has 7 exons. The record is from RefSeq and is a predicted model, not a curated record.